ACGAUGGCUUUUGAGUAAUGUGUUAUAAAAUAUCUUGAAUAUUGAAUACUGAGGUUCAAAUUUUGGAGACAAAUUCAUAGAUACGUAUUACCAACUAAAAUGGAUGACAGCAACAGAAAAAGCACCUAAUCGGUCAUUUAGAUACAUACUCAAAUCCCUUUAUAUUCUUGAGAGUGCAACUUUACAGCUCCAUAGAUACCAGUGUACACUAACAACAUUCGUUAUCGGUAUAUUACGGUUUAUUAAGAUCAUGUUACCGUUAAUCUGUCUACAAACUUUAUUUAGGAUUCUUUAGGGAAUAGAAGUAUCUAGAGGUCUUCAAAUCUUUCGACACUGGCGAGGCAAUCUACAUGUGGCAUAGUUUGCUGAACAGAUAUCCGUGAAGUAAAGAGAUAAUGAAAUUUUGUCAAAGCUCGUUAAACAUUAAAAGAUGUUCAAGCGGCAUAAAAUAAACUUAUAAGGUGUGUAGUCUUCCCUUGAGGUGAUAUUUUAUCUGUUUAGACAAAUGCGAAUGUGUAGCCCGUGAUAUACUUGCGCAAUAAACACAAAGGUUGAAAGCUCUUAUUGGCUUUAGCGUUGUGAUACGAUUGUUUCUUUUGUGAUCAAUCUCCCUACAUAAGUUUCUAUUUGUUCACUUUGGGGUGAACAUAAUUUGUAAAUCUUUUAAUCUUCAGUUUGCCAAAGCCGAAAAGCAAUCACCAUGUAACAACUUGUUGGUCUAAAUAUUAAGUAACGGCUAAAAUCAGUUACUAAACCUUAUGUGUCUAGCUUUCGUUUAAAAACAACAACAGUUUUUUUCUGUUUACUGGUCGUAGAAUUUGUUUGCUCUAUGAACCAUCUCAUAGUUUAAGAUAAAGGAUGAAAUGGUGAACAUAUUUAUCCAAAUCUGUUACAAAGCCGCGAUCUCAAAAUAUUACUGAAUAAACCAUUCUUCGAGCUUUUACGCAUUCCGUUUGCAAAAUUUGUAAGAACCUUUGAAAUUUCAUGGGGCAAGGAAGCCAAGGGUCUUUCUAGCACAAGGCCUAGAAAUCACCGCUGUUGUACUAGUCAAACCAACAUAUUAUUCAUUCGAGUCAAUCUGCUUACGGCAUUUAUAAAGGUGUGCUGUCUUGUAGUAUCACUAAAAAUAAAGACAAAAACGACAUCUGCUUUCAGCAAAUCAUUUAGUGCUACCACGGAGUUUCGCAGGACACUUCUUUGGAAAUUAAAAACGUCCCCUAUCUGAUAAAACUACGAAACGACUGAAGAAUAUGGGCAAAUCAUAAUUCAAUAAUUUUAACGUUUUGCAUAUGAGAACACUUCUCCAUAAUUCUUUUAUACGACUUGUGAAAAUGUAAAAAAAUUUCUCUUUAUGAUGUUAAUCCACGCCUUCAAAAAGCGCUAGAUUUUAUAAUGUUUUUCAUUACUUGGUUUAAAAACAAAUUGUUUACUUUGUUUUAUGUAUUUUCCCUUAGAGUUGAUAGUGUUUUUGUUUCUUUGAUGUUUUGUAAUUAUUUGAUGUAUUGACUGCAGUGAUACGAAAAAUGUAGUUUCUGCUUACCGAUAUCAGGUGUUAAGGUUCAUCUCUUUUAUGAUACAUUUUCCAUCUAUACUGAACAUUCUGAUUGCUUCCAUCAAACAAUAAACUACGGAUUAACUAUAUCAAACCUGCAUUGUUUUAAAUAGCCCGCUGACCAUAAGGAUAAAUAUCAUUUAAAUUUUAGUUCGUGCCUAAUGUUGUUGAGGAUCGUGAUUUGGAAGAAUUAGAACAGGCUAUCAAAGAAAGUGAAACAAGACUGAUGAUACUAGACUUUUUUGCGGAUUGGUGUGGGCCUUGCAAAAGAGUCGCUCCAGAACUGGACAAAAUUUGUGAAGAAUGGGAAGAUGUUUUAUUCAUAAAAUUAAAUGUAGAUGAGUUGGAGUCUGCAGCCGAAACGUAUGCUAUAGCCGCAAUGCCUACAUUCAUUGCAUUCAAAGGCGGCGAAAAAGUGGACGAAGUUGUUGGUGCGAAUUUAGACAAACUGAGAGAGAUGAUUGAAAAGUAUAAGUAAAUAAACUACGGAGGCUAAUGAAAAAAUCAUUUCACUGAACAUCUUUCUGUAUCACGAUUAGUCAUAUAUUGCACUUAGUUACUAUUAUAUGUAAAAGAUAUUUAUGAAUUGAGCGACAUUUAACAUUUCAUUAAUUAAAAUUGAUGAUAAAUUUCUGUUAACAUAUAUAUGAGAAGCGAUACUUUAGUUUUCAUUAAAUAUGUUCACUAAACAAAUAUUAUAUUUCACUACAGCUGAUUUGGUUAUUUUGUUACUUGUUAAGCUGUUUUCGUCUGUUCUUGUGGAGUAAAUUGAUUGACA
Messenger RNA from Schistosoma mattheei, 2330 nucleotides. Lineage: Eukaryota; Metazoa; Platyhelminthes; Trematoda; Strigeidida; Schistosomatidae. The record is from the annotation of a GenBank genome assembly.